Rattus norvegicus (Norway rat) is the source of this 2870-nucleotide messenger RNA. RefSeq names its product PWWP domain containing 4 (gene Pwwp4). The record is from RefSeq and is a predicted model, not a curated record. NCBI's taxonomy places the organism in Eukaryota, Metazoa, Chordata, Mammalia, Rodentia, Muridae.
UUCCUGGUUACAGAUAGGUUUGAGAAGGACACUCACAGACUGGAGGGGUGGAGUGACUAGACAGACAUGCAAAGCGCGUAGGUAGGUGCCUGCAGCCAACCUGAGUGUGAGAGCUGAGUCUGCGAGUGUACCUUGGGAGCGUCUGUGCUCUUCCCCGGGACAGGGAAGGUUCUCACCACUACUGUUUGAAGAGAAGCCCCAAGGACUGGCUGCUCACUGAGCCCUGUCCCUUUGUCCUCAGGAUGACCCUGUUUGUGUGACAGCACCUCACCCUGGAUAGUUGCGAUCCUGCCCGGCCCGGCCCCGUGUUGUCUGAGAGAGAAGCUGGGAGGCAUUUAAGGAGGAGGACACGCCCACACCAUCCUGAGCAACUGAGGAGUCAGUUCAAACUUCUCAUCCAGAUUCUGGAGGGAGGACAGCACCACAGGGCAGGAGAGCAGAGCCAGAGAGGACCGGCAGGCAGUCAAGGUGCCCAGAACAACCAAAGGAGUCACCCUGUCCUGAUCAGCACAGCCCCAGGGUCCAGUCGCCAUGGACUCUGCAGAGUAUGUGCUCUGUGGCUGGAAGGGUCAGCUGUGGCCCGCAAGGGUGUUGUCCAGACCCAGGACCCCAGCCCAUAGUAAGAGGAGAGGGACGCCUUUCCUGGAGGUCCAAAUCCUGCCUGUGGGUGAGAAGAUGAGAGUGAGGAGCACCGAGGUGAGGCCUCUAACCAAGUCUGAAAUCAUAAGCAUUGCCUCCUUGUCAAGAAAGGAGCCACGGGGCUCACCAGGGCAGAGCAGGGCAUACAGAAGAGCCCUCAAGGUGGCACUAGAUGUUCUGGGCGAGGGAACCUGCUUGUUUCAAGGAGGAAGACCAGGCGGCCGAAGAACCAGCACAGUGGCUCCAAAGAUUCCAAAAGAGCAGGCCAGCUCCAGCUCCAGCCUAGGCCAGCGCCUGUGCCUGCGCCUCCAAGGGCGCAACCAGAAAGGCCAAGGCCCCUCCCAGAGGAGUCCUGGGAAGCGUGGCCGCCCUGGCCCUGUGUUGAUGGACUCACAGAGUGUACCUGCAGUGCAAGGGGGGGAAGCCCAGGCCCACACUGCUGUAGGGCCCCCUCGCCUUGUAAUGCAAGGGAGAGUGUUAAGAGGCACCAGAGUGUGGCCAAGUAACUCUGAGGCACCUUUGGGAAAUGCUGGUGGUGAUCCAAGGAAGAGAAAGCCAGUAACAUCCAAGCCCAGGUCUUUGAGUGCCCCGGCCUCCAGGGAGGGUACCCGGGCUAAAAACCACCAGCACCACCAACACCACCAACACCAGCAGCAGCAGCAGCAGCAGCAGCAGCAGCAGCAGCAGCAGCAGCAGCAGCAGCAGCAGCAGCAGCAGCAGGCUGCCUCUGGGCCACCGAGGCGCAUCUCUGUCUCACCCAAAGCUCUCAAACAACGAGUUCGGUGUCCUGGCCUAGAGAUCCGGGCAAUAGGAGCCCAAAGGAAGACCGCCCUCCCAGAGAACAAGGACCAUCCUGCCCCGGGAACCCCAAAGCCUGACUCAAAGGGGGCAUCGGCAGCCUGCAUGCCUCCAAUCCCAACGCUGCGGAGGUCACUCCGCAUAGCUAGCCGAAAAAGGAAGGUCCGUGUGCUGUGCACACAGUGCGGGCUCCCAAAACUGGGACCCCAAGUGCACUCAAAGGUGACUAACACCAGGUUCAAGAGGAGAAGGGCCGGAGUUCCUAAAGAUGCUCAAGCCACCAACGUGGCUUCUGCCCAGGGGCCCAGUACCAUCGAGCGGGGAACGCUGGUCUGGUUCAAAUUUCAGGACCUUCCCUUCUGGCCAGCGGUGGUCAAGAGUGUCAGCACCAUUGACAAGAUGGCAAGGGUGCUGUUGAUCGAGGGCAACAUGCAGUUUGAGCGCAGGGGUAUCCGCGUCCCUCUCCGCAAGUUGAAGCAUCUGGACUGUGGGGAGAAAAUAUCACUCUUGAGGAGAGCCAGAAGGCUGUACGCCCAUGGCAUCAACUGGUGCUUCUCAGUGAUCGACCACUACAGAGAGGAGCUCGCCUGUGGCUCCUUCCUGGGCUCCUUUAUUGACUACUUCACCACCCAAGCCAGUUACCCACUGAGGAGAGCCAUCCAGGAGGGUGACCUGCACAUCGAUUUCCCCAAGGUGAGCUAUGCCGACCUGGAAGAUUGGGAGGAGGAGACCACCCCAGGUGGGAAGGGGCCCCACAAGAAAUUCCUGCCUGACCGCAUGAAGGCCGCUUGGGACAGAGCUAACCAGAAGCUCGUGGACUUCAUCGUGAAGAGAAAGGGGGCCGACCAGCACCUGAUGGACAUUGUGAAGGGCAGAAAACCGUCCAAGUGGCUGGACGCUCUCUGGAAAUCAAAGAGGGAAGUCCUCUGUAUUGAGACCUACCUGGAGGACGAGGACCAGCUGCAUCUCGUGGCCAGACAUUUGCAAGAAGUAGCCAAGGAAGCAGACAAGGCCCUGCUCUCGCUGGCAAGAGGAGACAUAGUGAGGUUUACGAUGGAGGUUCUUCUUCCAGAAGCAAUCAUCUGCUCGAUCGCCAACCUGGAUGAGCUCAGCUACAAGGAGGCAGAGGAGAAGUACCUGCGUGGCCCACCCGUGCAUUACCGUGAGAAAGAGCUAUUUGACAAGAACAUCUUAAAGGCGGCCAGGAAGAGAUCUGCAGCCAGGAUUCAGGCUGCCAGGCACCCUCCUGUGCACACUCCUUAGAAGGGAGCUUCCUCCUUUCAGCCUUCACCCCUGAGGCUCCCAAGACAGGAGACAGGAAGCACCUCCAAACAGGAACAUCUGGGAGACCCUGUGGUGUGCUAUGGCCACUGUCAAAGCUCCUCACAAAGUGUUUCUUUCCCCCUCAAAAUAAAUAUCCAUGUUCAUGCUUG